Messenger RNA from Drosophila albomicans, 2590 nucleotides. RefSeq lists its product as uncharacterized. The coding region runs from base 198 to 2327 and encodes 709 amino acids. The record is from RefSeq and is a predicted model, not a curated record. NCBI's taxonomy places the organism in Eukaryota, Metazoa, Arthropoda, Insecta, Diptera, Drosophilidae. The transcript is spliced from 4 exons.
CUUCAAUUCUGCUCGAGUUCGCAUCUCGUCUGCUGCCAGGCGGCGUUUCAAUCUUUGUCGUGCGUCGUCGUCGCUAACGAAACGCGCGCGUUUUUAUAGCGUUUUAUUGCCAGUGUGUGUGCUUUUUACAACUGCUGACGCAAGUGUUAAUUUAAACUCAAUUAUUCGAUUCAAUUGGAUUGCAUCACGGUUCAACAAUGAAGAUGCAACUUUGUUUCUUGUCCCUCGUUCUCGGCACUCUCGCCGUCCAUGGUUACAGCCCAUUCUCAGACGGUAGACGUCUGCAGGAUCUGAGCAAUGACGUUCAUUCGGGAUAUGACUAUCCCCAGCCCAAAGUGCCCUUCUCAGAUGGCUACUCCUAUCCACGGCCAUCGGUACCAUUCCCACCUGCACCGCCAAGUCGAGGAUAUGAUUACCCCAAGCCAGCUGUACCAUUCCCGCCACCAACUAGCGCACCACUGCCAAAGGUAGUUCCAACGUCGAGCGGAUACUCCUAUCCUAAGCCAGCUGUUCCGUUCCCACCGGAGUUGCCAAAGUUUGUUCCAGCACCACCACAACAGCAAGUGAUUCCAACUCAACCGAAGUAUGUGCCGCCCGUGCAGCCAAGCAAGGGUUACGACUAUCCCAAACCAGCUAUACCAUUCCCACCACCACAACCUAAGGUGACUCCGCAGCCACAGUACUUGCCACCUCCGAAACCAACUCUGCCACCACCACAGCCUAAACCAAGUGGAUAUGAUUAUCCCAAGCCUGCCAUUCCAUUCCCACCACCAGUGCAGCCAACACUUCCACCUCAGCCCAAGUACUUGCCUCCCGUGAAGCCAACCAGCCCACCACAACCUAAAUAUCUGCCACCCGUGGUGCCCACGAGUCCACCUCAACCCAAAGGAUACGAUUAUCCCAAGCCAGCAGUUCCAUUCCCACCACCAGUUGUACCCAAGGUUGUGCCUACCCCACAAUAUCUGCCACCCGCGAAACCUACCAGCCCACCCAAGCCUCAAUAUCUGCCACCUGUUGUACCAACCAGCCCUCCAAAGCCUAAAGGAUAUGAUUACCCCAAGCCAAGCAUUCCAUUCCCGCCACCAGUUGCGCCAAAGGUUCAACCUCAGCCCCAAUAUCUGCCUCCCCCAAAGCCAACCAACCCACCACAGCCUAAAGGAUAUGAUUACCCCAAGCCAGCGAUUCCUUUCCCAGCGCCAGUGAAGCCAACACUCCCUCCUCAACCCAAGUACUUACCGCCUGUGAAGCCUACGAGCCCUCUUCAACCAAAGUACUUGCCUCCUCCACAACCAACCUCACCUCCUAAGCCCAAGGGUUAUGAUUACCCCAAGCCAUCCAUUCCAUUCUCACCUCCAGUGGUCCCAAAGAGUCCACCUCAACCACAGUACUUGCCUCCCGUGAAGCCCACUAGCCCACCUCAACCCCAAUACCUACCUCCUCCACAACCCAAACAUCCUGGCUAUGACUAUCCCAAACCCGCUGUUCCUUUCCCACCUCCAACCAGUCCACCACAGCCCAAAUACCUGCCUCCAGUCCAGCCGACAAGUCCACCUCAACCCAAAUAUCUCCCCCCAGUCCAGCCAACCAGUCCACCACAACCCAAGUACCUACCACCUGUGCAACCAACCAGUCCACCUCAGCCUAAGGGAUACGAUUAUCCUAAGCCAGCGAUUCCCUUCCCAGCACCAGUUCCCAAGAGCUCACCAAAGCCAGAAUACUUGCCACCCGUAGUGCCGACGAAGCCACCCCAGUCGAAGGGAUACGAUUAUCCUAAACCAGCGAUUCCCUUCCCAGCACCAGUUCCCAAGAGCUCACCAAAGCCAGAAUACUUGCCACCCGUAGUGCCGACAAAGCCACCUCAGCCCAAGGGAUACGAUUAUCCCAAGCCAUCAAUUCCAUUCCCAGCACCAUCACCAGUUCUGCCCAAGAGCUCGCCUAAGCCGCAGUACUUACCACCAGUUGUGCCAACCAGUCCACCACAGCCCAAGGGAUACGAUUAUCCGAAACCCUCAAUUCCCUUCCCAGCUCCUUCGUUGCCACCAGUUCUUCCCAAGAGCUCGCCUAAGCCCCAAUACUUGCCACCUGUAGUGACGACUAAGCCACCUCAGCCCAAAGGAUACGAUUAUCCAAAGCCAUCAAUUCCAUUCCCAGCACCAUCACCAGUUGUACCCACGAGUCCACCCCAGCCCAAGGGGUAUGAUUAUCCCAAGCCAUCAAUUCCAUUCCCACCACCACCAGCACCAACUAGUUACCUGCCACCUCCAGCCCCACAGCCGAAGAGCGAAGGAUACUCGUACCCUAAACCGGCGAUCGCUUUCAAUUUCUAGGCUCGUUCCGUGCCCCUUGUCAUCAUCAAUUAAUUGACACGAUUGCCUCUCCGUGCCCAUAGGAACUUACGAUAUUGAAUAAUUGUAAAUUAAUUAAUAAUAAAUUUAUUUAAUAUUUAAUAUUAAACGAUGUGAAUCUGAGUCCACAUAUACAUGUAAUCGAAAUAUGUGGACUCUGCGAUCGAAUUUUAGUCAUUAAAAUAUGUUUAUACAAUUUAUAAUUGCGCAAUACUGCCGAAAUAAAACGAACGAAGUGAUUCAUA